AUGAUCCUCAACUAUCCGCCCCCGACGUUGAUCGGCUACGGGAAGAACCUGCCCCAGGGGUCGCACGAUUACGAGGGCAUGGUGGAACGGAUAUCGGGCAUCUACAAGUUCCUGGCAUACACCCCGCACGUGCAUGACAACGACUUCGUCUUGAUCGUGGACGGAAACCAUGACUUUUUCUUCCAGUUGCCGCCGGAGGUCAUGAUCCAUCGGUUCCAGGACCUGCUGCGAGAGAACAAUGCCAAGCUGCAGAAGAAAUACGGCCUGAUCAACGUGGAACGGCCAUCCCGGACGGGUAGUACAAGUGCGGCUGAAACGAUGCAGAAGUAUUCGCAACGAGUCCUCUUCAGUGCCAGCAAGGAAUGUCUGGCCAGCCUGUCAGAUGACGCGGGAUGCGUCUCUGUGCCACAAUCUAGCCUGCCGCCGGACGUGUAUGGCUGGAAGACCGACGCGCACUCGCAAGGCCAUCUCAAUCGGCCGCGCUGGAUUAAGCCCGGCGCCUCGAUCGGCCAGGUCGCGGACCUGAAGCUGAUUUACGCGGAGAUGAUGCGAUUCGUGGAGCAGCACCGCAAUGUCAAAGGCGACUACGUGGCGCUGACCCAGAUGUUCGGGCGACAGGAAUACGUGCGCGAGCUGGAACGACUCCGGACGUCAAGCGCGGUCAAGGAAUGGCUCUACCACAUGAUCGGCAUCUCGGAGGCCACCAAUAUCACCAAAGUACGCCCUCGUCUGGAAACCGGACAACGGUACGAGUACGGCAUCGGAGUCGACUAUGAAUCGCGGAUCUUUUUCAACGGCUUCAACUCGAAGAAGGACGUCGAAUGGCUCCAAUACUUCAACAUCUCCAAGACCUCCGCCGUGCAGAUGCAGCAUGGCGUUCCGCGCGAGCACCGCCUGAUGAUCCCGCCUGACCUCUCCCCGGAGAAACUCAGAAACCCCUUCAUCCAGCCCAAAUUCGGUAAGGACGAAUGGGUCAACCCGCCAUUGAACGGCACGCUCGAUGCGCUGCCUAACCCACGCAACCACACCUGGCUCAAUCUCACUCUGCUGACCAACGUGCACUCCGCCUCCGUCCCGGCGCUGUUGCACCUAGACGGCGACCCAUUGUUGAAAGACCCCUGGUGGGCGAAGAUGUGGUUCCACAAGUGGGCGCGCGCCCUUCUGCGCAAGUACAUGCGCGCGCCGACGGGAUUUGACGCCGCGCAGUCGGCCAUGCUAGGCGGCCAGGACUGGUGGGAUCUCCGUGGCGGCAAGGGCGGCAUUUGGACCGAUAAGGGCGAGUGGAAGGAUUAUGCUGAGGUGUGUACAGGCUACGAGAGAGAUGUCUUUGACGAUGAUCUCGGAAAAUGGGGUAAGGAGGGCGGAGAUGACGACGAGGAGCCUGUGUACAACCAAUUCGGCAAUUUGAUCAAGGGGAAGGAGAACUAG
Molecule: messenger RNA, 1428 nt
Organism: Aspergillus melleus
Lineage: Eukaryota; Fungi; Ascomycota; Eurotiomycetes; Eurotiales; Aspergillaceae
Product: glycosyltransferase domain-containing protein
Exons: 1
Coding region: 1-1428 (475 amino acids)
Source: RefSeq, a predicted model, not a curated record